Molecule: messenger RNA, 732 nt
Organism: Didymosphaeria variabile
Lineage: Eukaryota; Fungi; Ascomycota; Dothideomycetes; Pleosporales; Didymosphaeriaceae
Exons: 3
Coding region: 1-732 (243 amino acids)
Molecular function (GO): transmembrane monodehydroascorbate reductase activity
Source: RefSeq, a predicted model, not a curated record
AUGAACGGAGUGCGCGGCGCGGGGGAAGACGAGCCACUCCUUGGGCGGAGAGGCGAUGCAGCGCAGGUAGAGGGUGAUUCUAUUUGGAAGAAUCUCUGGCUGGGCACCGCUCCCCUCGCCCAAGCAGGCAUAUGGAUACUCGCCGCCAUUAUUUGGGGUGCUAUCCUGUCCCACGACCUCAUCUUCUUCUCUGCGCAUCCCCUCCUCAACUCCGCCGGCCUCCUCCUCGUAACCCAAGCCGCCCUAAUCCUCCAACCCACACAUACCGCCGACCAAAAACGCACCGGUACCCUCCUCCACGCGCUGUUCCACCUCUUCGGACUCUCCGCCCUGCUUUCCGGCCUGGUCAUCAUCGAGCUGAACAAGGCCGGUCCGGGACACGAGCACUUCGAGUCGCCUCACGCAAUCCUCGGCUUGAUCUUCUACGUCGCUAUCUUGCUGCAGGCCGUGGUGGGGUUCACGCAGUACUACACGCCGAGCUUGUACGGCGGUGUAGACCAGGCCAAAGCGAUUUGGAAGUACCACCGCGCGGCGGGCUAUGUUGUUGCGACGGUGGGGUUGGCGACUGUUUGUGCGGCGAGCUGGACUACGUACAGUCUUAACGUAGCGCAUAUUCAGCAUUGGGCGGUGAUUGUGGCGAGUGUGUUGGUGCUGCUGGGUGUGGUGCCAAGGAUUAAGCUGCAGAAGUUGGGGCUGAGGAGAGCGGAUGGGGAGAUUAGGUUGAGUUCGUAG